GCGAAGAGAGAGCACGUAGCUCUCUGAUUCAUCCUUCAUUCGCUUGAAAUUCAUAACGCAAGAAAGUGAUUACACUUUCUCUCUCUUCCCCUCUUCCCCUCCCCUGGUUUUCUGGGUGUUUGAUGAUCGUUGCGCGUUAGAAGAGCAAUGAGCAAUUCUGCAGCCGGACUCGGAAAGCCUAGCUCAGGUAAGAGGAGAAUAAGGGAUCUUUUAAGUCAACCCGAUAACCGAGUCUGUGCUGAUUGUGGUGCUCCUGAUCCUAAGUGGGCGUCAGCAAAUAUUGGAGUGUUUAUUUGCUUGAAAUGUUGCGGUGUGCACAGAAGCCUUGGCACUCAUAUCUCAAAGGUUCUGUCUGUGACAUUGGAUGAAUGGUCAGACGAGGAAGUUGAUUCCAUGAUUGAAGUUGGAGGCAAUGCCUCCGCCAAUUCAAUCUACGAGGCUUUUAUACCUGAGGGGUGCUCGAAGCCUAGACCCGAUGCCAGUCAUGACCAGCGUAUGAGAUUUAUAAGGUCAAAGUAUGAGCUCCAAGAGUUUCUGAAACCAAGCUUGCGGAUUACAUCCGGGAAAACCUCUAUAAAGAGUUCAGCAUCUCUGACAUCAAGUCUUUCUAGGAAGAUCAUGGAUAGCUUUCGUACUAAUUCAUCACAUCAGACGCAGGAAGGCAUGGUAGAGUUUAUUGGAAUGUUGAAGGUCAUAAUUAAAAAGGGCACCAAUUUGGCCAUUAGAGACAUGAUGUCAAGUGAUCCCUAUGUUGUAUUGACUCUAGGGCAGCAGACUGUUCAGACUGUGGUUAUGAAGAGCAACUUGAAUCCCGUAUGGAACCAGGAACUCAUGCUGUCUGUUCCUCAAAACUACGGCCCCGUGAAGUUGCAAGUGUAUGAUUAUGACACAUUUUCGGCGGAUGACAUAAUGGGAGAAGCAGAGAUUGAUAUCCAACCGCUGAUAACAUCGGCAAUGGCCUUUGGGGACCCGGAAAUGUUUGGGGAUAUGCAGAUAGGGAAAUGGCUGCAAUCACACGACAAUGCACUGAUAGAGGACAGUAUCAUCAACAUUGUGGAUGGGAAAGUGAGACAGGAAGUUCAGAUCAAGCUUCAGAAUGUUGAAUCUGGAGAGUUAGAACUAGAACUUGAAUGGCUUCCCCUUGACCAAUAGGCUACAUGUCCAUGCAUACCAAGAACCGCCAAAAAAUAGUUCUUUAUAUAUAUAUAUAUAUUGUAUUCAUUCAUUUUUACCUUUUCUUUUUAAAUUGGGUUAACUUAUUCUUGCUUUUUGGAAUUUGAAGUUUUGGAUCUUUGAUCUUCAGCUCCAACUGACAGGAAGUCUAUUUGGUAUUUGUUGUAAUGCUCUUUUGAUAGAGAGAGCUUGUAACUCAACGAGUAUUAUAAUAUUAUAUCA
Messenger RNA from Tarenaya hassleriana, 1395 nucleotides. Its product is annotated as probable ADP-ribosylation factor GTPase-activating protein AGD13. Gene Ontology annotation, molecular function: phospholipid binding; GTPase activator activity. NCBI's taxonomy places the organism in Eukaryota, Viridiplantae, Streptophyta, Magnoliopsida, Brassicales, Cleomaceae. The transcript is spliced from 9 exons. The record is from RefSeq and is a predicted model, not a curated record. Bases 148 to 1152 code for a protein of 334 amino acids.